Molecule: messenger RNA, 1608 nt
Organism: Aspergillus alliaceus
Lineage: Eukaryota; Fungi; Ascomycota; Eurotiomycetes; Eurotiales; Aspergillaceae
Product: TPR domain protein
Exons: 1
Coding region: 144-1511 (455 amino acids)
Biological process (GO): protein quality control for misfolded or incompletely synthesized proteins
Cellular component (GO): i-AAA complex
Molecular function (GO): misfolded protein binding
Source: RefSeq, a predicted model, not a curated record
CUAUAUCCUCUUCAACCAACCCAACCCAACCCAAUUACCCGAAUUACGGCACACCAAUAAAUUACCAAUGACCGACUCGAACUAGCAUCAACACCAACACCGACACCAACACCCACCAACCAAUAACCCCAAACGCAAACGCAAUGUUCACAACCCGCCUCCCCACAAGAACGCUCCCCAAAACCCUCGCCAGCAGAACAUUCACAACCCUCCCCAGAACUCUCCCAAGAGCCCUCCCCAAAAUCCACCAUGGCCCCCAACUCCUCCAGAGACGCCCUCUAACAACCCUCCAAAAACUCUCCCGCCACAUCUCCCAAUCCCGCAAAAACAUCCUCCGCAAAAACCCCAUCCUCUUCCCGCUCGCCCUCUUCUCCCUCGCAACAGCCACCGCCAUCUUCACCUACAUCGCCUACAUAGAAUACACCACCGUUGCGCCCCAAUAUCACAAGUUCCCGCCCCCGGUUGCCGACGCCCUCCGCACAGCCGUGUAUUAUACCGAAGUGGACCUGAACCCGCCCAAGGCGCUGCAGGCGUACAAGGAGGCGCUACGGGUGGCGAUUGAGAUGGGGGUGCAUCCGUUCUCGGAUGAGGUGGUGGGGAUUAAGUUGCAAGUUGCGCAUAUGCUUGAGAAGGCCGGGUUGGUGAAGGCUGCUGUGGAGGUUUUGGAGAGGACUAAGGGGGAGAUUUUGGGGUUUGUGGAGAAGGGAUCUAGUUCUAAGGGAUCUGGGUCUAAGGGGUUGGUGCAGAAGGGGGGUUCUGAAGGCGGGGAGGGAGAUUUGGAGGAGAAGAAGAAGCAGCAAGAAAUGGCGGAGUAUGAGGAUCGGCAGCGGGACAGGGUGCUGAAGAAGGCCGUUGGGAUUGAGAUGAAGCUUGCGGAGCUGUACGCGAGCGAUUACAUGCAGGACGACAAGAAGGCGGAGGCGGCGCAGGUUGCAGCUGUGGAGCUGUGUCUGAAAGAGAUGAACCGGCGGCAGAGUCUGGGGCUCCCUGUUGGUGGGGGGUCGGAGGAGGCGUGGUUGAAUGUUACGGAAAUUGCGACAGCGUUGUCGGAUCUUGCGGGACGGUAUACCGAGAGCGAGAAGUAUGAGCUUGCUAUGCCGCUUUAUUUGCGCGCGUUGGACCUCCUGCGGGUUGAGGAGGGGGAGGCGCCGUCGUGUAAACAGGUUGUGCUGCUGAAUGAUGUUGCGAGUGCCAUGGCUGGGCAGGCGCAGAGUCCGAUACGCGCGCCGGAUCCGGCGAAGGCGAGGGAGCAGCUUGUUGAUGCGGCUAGGCAGUGGGCACAGAAGUCGAUUGAUAUGGCUGCUAGGAUUCAGCCCCCCGUUCGGGACCAGGACUGUGAUACUUCUUGCGUUGCGGCUACGUAUAAUCUUGGGGAGUUGGCGGAAUUUCAGGGGAAGGGGAAGGAGGCUGAGAGGCUUUACAGGGAGGCCAAGUCGUUGGCGGAGGGCCUGGGUUUUGAAGAGGGCGUCGCUAUGACCGAUAGCGCGUUGAAGAGGGUCACAAAGAAAUGAACGGAGACCUCUUACUAUGGAGGAUGACUUGUAUCAUAUGAUAUAGCCAGGAUGUGUAUGUAUUAGACGGAUAGGAACAGACCAACGGGAUAUGAAC